AUGCAAAGCCGAGGCGGCAGGCAGGCCUGCGGCAGCCUGUGUCCCAACAGGGUGCAGGAUCUUGCCGAGCGGCUGGGCAAAAAGCCGGCCAGUAAAGCGGAGAGAAAGGUGCCACGGAAUAUCAACCCCAGAUGCAACCCAAUACCCAUUUAUAAGGACUCACCUCCGGAUUCUGUAGAUCUAGCGUUGGCGACCAUCGAUUGGCAAGACUUAGCCGACUGCACGGGCGUCUUUCAGCAAGAAGUUUCUAGAGGUGCUGCAACCCAGCAGCGCCUCUUGCUUUCUCCUUUUGCCAUGGCAGUGCAAGCUUGCCGGCUCCACUGUUCAGCAUGGCCAGUGGAUUUUCAGAGCCCGUGCUUGCAACCCGAACCCGAGUUUGAUUUCCAGGAAUUUCACGAUGCAGUGGAUAACUUCAUAUCCGAUCCUUCCUCUCUGAUGCCCCCUCUGCUGGACUGCGCUGAUUUCCCAUUCCCUGUGGAUGAUGGAAGAUCCUACAGCCCUUGCUUUCGUCAGCCUGCAGAGGACGAUUCUGCCUCUCAGAUGAAUGCAGAAAACAUCUCUUCCACUGAGCAGUAUUGGAAAGACUUAGCAAAUCAGAACCAGAAAGCACUAGGGGAUGCACUUGUGGAAAACAAUCAGCUCCAAGCGACAUUGACUCAAAAGCAGGAGGAAAUUGCCUCCCUGAAGGAAAGAAAUGUCCAGUUGAAGGAACUGGCCAGCCAAGCGAAACAGCUUGCCUCUGUGCUGGAUAAGCUGAUGAUCCCACAGUGCAAAGACAGCACAGACCUCUCCCUUGCCAAUGGCCCCAACAAGAGGAGCCUCAAGCAGGUGACCAUCGCUGAGCAAGAGGAGGAGGAGAUGGAAGUGAACGAAAUUUUGCAGGAAAUAUCGGACAGAUGCAAUGCAGCCUUGCAGUCCGCUGAUGACAAGAGAAGCCCAAAGCGCCCUCGGGGAGAGAACGAAACAAUCCGCAUGUACGGUGCUUUCCAGGGCUUGCAGACAUGCAGCAGCCACAGUUCCCUGGACCUCCGUGGCAGUGAACUUGAGGAAGGGGUGUCCUUCACGACAGCCAUCAAUGAACAUUGUAACAUUAGGACGCUGGCCUUCCCCCAAGGCAAUGCGUUUAUGGUCAGGACAGCCACUGGGGGUCACAAGUUUAGAUGGGUUCCCAGGUGAUGAAAGAGGGAUGCGAUCAGCCGACUACACUUGCCUCUCUUUCCAGUGACUUCCUGCCAAAGAACCACUCAUCUUCCUCUGUAGUGCUGCUUCCACCAAGGCAUUUCAAGGUGGAGUCUACUGCUGACAGCUGACUGAUGUCAACCAGAGGUGCUAAUAUUUUGCUGGAAGUCCAGACAUCUGUUUAAAAUAGAGAAACACAGAACACUAUCUGCACCCCGCCCUUAAGCUAGCUGAUGCCAAACUUAUUGUUACUAAUCACAUUUUCUGUUUUGGAUUCCUGGCCCAUGAUUGCACUCCCUAAUUGGAAGCUAUGUCCCGUAGACUUCUGUAACAUCUUCACUAAUCCUUGUUUGAUGACAGAGGGCCAUCCAACCUCAGCUUAAAAGCUUCCAGUUAAAGAGAGUCCACCACUUUCCAAGGGAGCCCAUUCCACUGUCAAAACUCUUGCUGUCAUAAAGUUGUUCUAAUGCUUAGCUGGAAUCUCCUUUCUUUUAACUUGAAUCCAUUGCCUCUAGAGGGCCUGAUGAGAGGGGACUGUUUGAUGAGAGCUUGUUUGGCUGUAGAACGGACUCCCUUGGAAGGUGGUGAACUCUCUUUUGUUGGAAGGCCAUCUGUCAUGGAUGCUUUAGUCGAGAUUACGGCAUUGCAGGGGGUUGGACUAGAUGACCCUCAGGAUCCCUUUCCAACUCUACAAUUCUGUGAUGGCAUUUUGAUGAGAAUUCUCU
Molecule: messenger RNA, 1904 nt
Organism: Zootoca vivipara (common lizard)
Lineage: Eukaryota; Metazoa; Chordata; Lepidosauria; Squamata; Lacertidae
Source: RefSeq, a predicted model, not a curated record